UCCCCAGCCCCUCGGCACCCCGACCCCCGCCCCAGCCCAGCCCCUCCGCGCUCGGCCCUGGACAGGGCCCGGCCCCUGGGGGAUCUCGCGCCUGCCCGGCUGUGCGGUGACCCUGCGGCCGCCCGGCUCUGUCUCCGCCCGCGCGGCCACCUCGCGCAGGUCGCGUCCUCGGCCCGGGCCUGGCGUCGCGUCUGGCUUGGCCGCUCGCGCUCUCACAGUCAGCUCGGUUCUGAAAGCUCCCCCAGGGCAGCCGGGUUGGGGCUCGGGCCCCCGGAAGGAGCGGGGUGUGGAGCCGGGGCGGAUGGGCCGGCCUCUCCUGCGGCCUGGCGGGUGGAGCGGCCCUGCAAGGGCUGGACUGGGUGCCGCACUGGGUUUAGGCUGCGCGCCGCAGGCGGAGGCUGAGCGUCGCCGCAUCUCCCAGCCACCCUACUGUUUUUUUGAGGAAGAUUAGCCCUGAGCUAACGUCCGCAGCCAAUCCUCUUCCACUUUAAAUGUGGGACGCCUGCCUCCGCAUGGCUUGAUAAACCGGUGCAUAGGUCCGCUCCGGGGAUCCGAACCGGAGAACCCAGGUCACCAAAGCAGAGCGCGCCAAGUUGAGAGCGGGCAGCCUAGGCCGUGGACCUCUGGGAGAGGAUGGUGACCCCCUGGCGCUUGUCUGUCAGGGUCUGCUUGUCCCACCUAAGGGGUUUUGAGCUCAGAAAGGAACUCUGCCUUCUAAGACCCCCUGGGUGCUCUCGCAAUGCCAGACUCUGUUGGCUUCUGCUUGGCACUUUGCCCAAGCUCAUCUCAGCCUAUGGGGACACUGGUGAGGGGGGCCCUGAGAGCUUCUGUCAGCGAAGGGCCAGCUGGAGUGACCUGGCUGAAAAUGGGCCACUGGAGAGAGUCUCCCAGGAGGGGCGGCUGGGAGGCCUCCUUCUGCACCUCCGCAUCUGGCUUCGGGCAGGGGCUCUCCUGGUGAAAUUCUUCCCCCUCCUUCUACUCUACCCCCUCACCUACCUGGCUCCUAGUGUCUCCAGCCUCUGGCUCCGCCUGCUUCUGAAAGCCACGGAGACCUCAGGCCCAACAUACAUCAAACUGGGCCAGUGGGCCAGCACCCGGCGAGAUCUCUUCUCGGAGGCUUUCUGUACCCAGUUCUCCAAGCUGCACGUCCGGGUGACCCCCCACCCUUGGACUCACACUGAACACUUCUUGCGGCGGGCGUUUGGGGAGGACUGGGGGCGGGUCCUCUGCUUCGAGAAUCAAGAACCUGUGGGUUCAGGCUGUGUGGCCCAAGUGUACAAGGCGCGUGCCAAUCCUGCCUUCUUGGAGACUAACAGCAUCCAGAGACUUGGCACGGCCUCUAGUCUGCAGCCUUCUUCCGAGGCUGGAGAAGUCGGGGGGCUGAGAGAGCUCUUUGGACACCUGGGGAAGGGGUGGAGGCCUCAAGGAAGUCUUGCUGACCAGUCGUUUCUAGAAAGGCUGCUCCUGCCUAAAGCUGACCUGGUUGGAUCAAAGGCAGUCGUGUCUCAGUCUUCGGGGCCUGCCCACCCGCUUGAGCCGGAUCACAUCAUCCCGGUGGCAGUGAAAGUGUUGCACCCUGGCUUACUCUCGCAGGUGCAGAUGGACCUGCUGCUGAUGAAGAUGGGCAGCCGAGCCCUUGCACUUUUGCCAGGCAUCAAGUGGCUUAGCUUGCCUGAGAUUGUGGAGGAAUUUGAGAAGCUCAUGGUUCAACAGAUCGACCUACGUUAUGAAGCUCGGAAUCUAGAACACUUCCAGUGCAACUUCCUGAAUGUGAAUUCUGUCAGAUUCCCCACCCCUCUGCGUCCCUUUGUCACCAGGGAUGUCUUGGUGGAAACAUAUGAAGAGAGCGUGCCUGUGUCCAGUUACCAGCAGGCAGGGAUUCCUGGUGACUUGAAGAAGAAGAUUGCACGGCUGGGGAUCAACAUGCUCCUGAAGAUGAUAUUUGUGGACAACUUCGUCCACGCCGACCUUCACCCUGGGAACAUCCUGGUCCAGGGUGCCGACGGUCUUUCCAAGAGCCAAGAGGCAGGGCUGCAGCAGGUGGAUGUCUGCGACACGCUGGUGGUGGCCAUGACGCCUGCGCCGUGCCCGCUGCGUCUGGUGCUGCUGGACGCUGGCAUUGUGGCCGAGCUGCAGGCUGCCGACCUGAGGAACUUCCGGGCGGUUUUCAUGGCCGUGGCAUUGGGGCAGGGCCAAAGAGUGGCUGAGCUCAUCCUGCAUCACGCGCGGGCCAGCGAGUGCAGGGAUGUGGAGGGAUUCAAGGCCGAGAUGGCCACGCUGGUGACCCAGGCCAGGAAGGACACCAUCACCCUGGAAAAGGUACAAGGAGGCCCAUUGAAUCCUGGCUCUCAACAGUGGCUCCUUGACCAGGUUCUGCAGGGCGGCUGCUGGGGCAGUGACAUUUCUAUGCCACAACCCCUCCCUGUCUGGGGUGUAGCUGUUCUGCUGCUUCAUCUGGAGCUCAGCCCAGCAUGGAGGGAGGGAGGACUGAGGCCCCUGAGCAGCCAAAGGACAUACCUAAUGUUCAUGACCUUUACUGAGGCCUGAACCAGUGUCCACUUUGUAUUUUACACACAGUUCUAACAAACUUGACUGGUUUUUCCCCAAGUUCAUGUUCUACACUCGCAGGAGUGAGUCAGAACAAGGAGGCACCCACUGGCAGUGAGGAGAGGCAGCUGGCACACAGCUCUGCUGACCUUACUUGUCCAGAUGUGGGCUGUGUGCUGGGAGUGAGGGGGGUGACGGGCCUCUAGGCCUGUCCUCCUGAAGGGGUCUUGGAACUCAGUCUCAAGGGGCGAGUCGGGCUUGUGUGAGCGUAGUCCUUUCUGGAGCUCAUUGGAAAUCCCUUUCCUCCUGGCUGGCUGGCUGGUGUGGGUGUGUGUGUGAGAGAGGGGGUGAGUGUGGGU
This is a messenger RNA of Equus quagga, 2906 nucleotides long. RefSeq names its product aarF domain containing kinase 2 (gene ADCK2). Gene Ontology annotation, molecular function: ATP binding; protein kinase activity. Gene Ontology annotation, cellular component: mitochondrion. Gene Ontology annotation, biological process: protein phosphorylation. Lineage: Eukaryota; Metazoa; Chordata; Mammalia; Perissodactyla; Equidae. The record is from RefSeq and is a predicted model, not a curated record. The transcript is spliced from 7 exons. The coding region runs from base 634 to 2547 and encodes 637 amino acids.